GAGGCGCGCGGCGACGGGGCUGCGGAGGCGGUGGAGCGCCGGCUUCUGAAGCUGGAAGGCCGUGGCGAGGCCGCGGUGGAGGACUGCCGCCGCCAGCUGGAGCGGGUGGCGGCCGACCUGCGCGCGGAGGCGCUGGGCCGGGGCGCGGCGGCGCCCCGGCAGCAGCUGCAGGAGACCAGGCUUUCCUGGAGGCUGGUGGUACUUGGACGGAUCCAAGAACUUCUGCUUCUUGCCUUGCAUUAUCGUCGGUGGGGUGCCGGACGGUUGAGGGAAUGCAGCGCCCUCGGCGCUGUUUUCUGACCGAAGCCGCCGCCGCCGUCGUCGUCGUCGUCGUCUUCGUCGCCGUCGCCGCUGCUGCCGUCGUCGUCGUCGUCUUCGUCGUCGUCCCCAGCUGGACCAGCUGGCCGCGCGGCUGGAGAAGCUCGAGCAGGGCGUCGAGGAGCCGCGGCAGCACCCUCGGCAGGCAGGCCGAGGAGCGCCUGCGGAGGCUGGAGUCGCGGGCCGAGGCCGCUGAGGAGUUGGGCAGGGCUCAGCAGGAGCUGCUGGAGAAAGGCAGGCGGCACGAGCUGCGGCUGGCGGCCGUGGCCAAGGUGGCGGACGAGGCCCUCGCCGCCGGGGCGCACGCGGAGGAGUUCCUCCAGCGCUCCCAGCGCCUGCUUGAGCAGCUCGAGACCGACCUCCGCGCCUUCGUGCAGGGCAGCGUCGAGGCCCUGGAGGGGCGGCUGGCGGCCACGGCCGGGGAGGUGGGCGCCCUGGCCUCCUCCGUCAAGAGCAGGGACCAGGGCCUCGAGCGGCGGGUGGCCGACGCCGCCACGGAGGUGGCGUGCCUCCAGUCCGCCCUGCGCGCGCAGGACCGCUCCCUCGCCGAGGCGCGCGCCGAGGCGCGCGCGGGCGCCGGCGCGCUGGCCGACCAGCAGGAGCGGCUGUCCACGGAGCUGCAGGCCGCGGUGCAGGCGCUCUCCUGCCGCGUCGAGCGCGGCGGCGCGGCCGCGCUGCGCGCCGCGGAGGACGCCGUGGCCCAGCGGAGCGCCGACCGCGCCGAGAUCCUCGAGCUGAGGUCGGGCCUGGACGCGGUGGUGCGGGAUGUGAAGGGGCGGGUCGAGGAGCUCGAGCUCAGCAUGGUGGAGGCCCGCUCCAGCGCCUCCACGCUGGUGGCGGCCUUCGGGUCCCUGGCCCCGCGCAUCGCCGCUGGCGCCCCGCCGCCCGCAUCGCCCCCGUCGGCCGCAGCGGCCGAGCCGGUGGCGGCGCGGCAGGGCUCGGUCCAUCUGGCGUCGCCCCCGCCAGCUGCCCCCGCCGUGUCCUGGCCGCGGUGAGAGAGGGCGCCAGAAUCAAAUUCGCCUUCCUCCUCUUGCC
Prorocentrum cordatum is the source of this 1353-nucleotide messenger RNA. The record is from the annotation of a GenBank genome assembly. Lineage: Eukaryota; Dinophyceae; Prorocentrales; Prorocentraceae.